Molecule: messenger RNA, 1372 nt
Organism: Colossoma macropomum (tambaqui)
Lineage: Eukaryota; Metazoa; Chordata; Actinopteri; Characiformes; Serrasalmidae
Product: pancreatic secretory granule membrane major glycoprotein GP2
Exons: 9
Coding region: 141-1265 (374 amino acids)
Biological process (GO): neutrophil migration
Cellular component (GO): cell surface; apical plasma membrane
Source: RefSeq, a predicted model, not a curated record
UGCAAGCACGACGUCUGGGGCUGGCGGCCAGUCGGGGUGAAUAGUGGAGAAGAUUCACCGAUUUGAGGGAAACGGCCAAAGAGGAGCUUAGGAGCAAAGUUUCAACCGUUGAGAAGCCAGAGCGAGUGAAGCCUUUCAAGAUGCCACCUGCCCCACUGGCACUGACUUUGUGUCUGCUCACACUAUGGACAGUUACCUCAGCUGCAUAUCUGGAGGAGGAUGAGCUCAAUGAAACUGUUAUCUGUACCAAUGACCAGAUGCAAGUUAUCAUUCCCAGUGCUUUCUUUCUCAGCAAGGAACCUCCUGUUUAUAUUUGGGAUUUGCACCUAAAUGACCCAGAGUGUCGUGGUGUUGAGAUUGGGGAUGAUUAUGUCUUCAGUAUCAAGACUAAUCUUACAGAUUGUGGCACCAUCACAGCAUCUGAUGACACUUACAUCAUGUUCACCAACACCAUCCGCAACAAUGAAACGGACGUCAUCACAAGAAGCUUUGUCAACAUUACAUUUGGAUGUCGCUACCCUGUAAACUACAUGGUCCAGCAGCCUAAUGGAGAAAACAUGAUCCGAGUGGACGUCAGGACCAUCACUCUGAACACAGAGGAUGGAAAUUUCUCAGUGUCCAUGCUGCUCUAUAAAGAUGAGGACUUUGAGGACAAAUGGACCACUGUUCCUUCUCUGACACUUGAAGACAACAUCUAUGUGAAAGUUUACAUGAUACCAGCUAAUCUUAUGCUCCGAGUGGAGAGAUGCUGGGCCACACCAAACAAUGAUCCAUACAGCAACAUUCAGUACACUUUCAUCAAAGACAGUUGUCCAGUGCUGGAAAAUGACCAGACGCUGGCUGUGAUGAAGAAUGGACGAGGUCCAGAGGCUCUGUUCCGGAUCCAAAUGUUCAAGUUUGUGGGCAGCUCGUACACAGACGUUUUUCUCCACUGCAAUGUCCAGAUCUGUCACAGCACUGCAGGAGUGUGCCAGCCUAACUGCUCGAGUGAGGAUGCGUUAGCACGAACACGAAGAGACGUUGCACUGUCCCACACAGUGUCUUAUGGACCAAUAAGAAGACUCCCACUGAACUCUGACCAUACCAGCCUAAAUGCAGGUAUGCCCCCCGUUGAAACCUUUGUGCUGGGUGGUCUGCUGGUGGUUCUGCUGCUCAUCACUGGUGUGUUUGGAAGGCUGUGGCUCAACAGCAGACGGUCCUAUCCCACUCAAGAGGCCCAGCUCACCCUGUCCAACAUCCACCACAUCUCAGAAGUGGCCACCUAGCCUGGAAGACACAUCUCUCAUAUACAUACAUACACAUACACCAUGAAAUAUAUAUUCUGUACAGAGGGCAUCUGGUAAACUUUAGUGUGUUGUUUUAAAGAAAUAGA